AUGGGAGAAUCUAACUUGAUUAUCCGACAAGCUCAAGGUGAAUGGGAAACUCGAGAUGUCAAACUUCUUCCAUACAGGAAACAUGUGGAAGAUCUUAGAAAAUGGUUCAAAUCCGUCGAAUUCAGGUACAUUCCUCGGUUUCACAAUGAGUUAGCCGAUGCACUAGCUACUUUGGACUCGAUGUUGCCAUAUCCAGGAAAUGUCCACAUUGACCAACUGGAAAUCCAAAUUCGAGAAAGACAUGGCUAUUGCAGUGCAAUUGAAAUAGAGCCUGAUGUUCAGCCAUGGUAUCCUAAUAUCAAAAGAUUCUUGGAAGAAAAAGAAUAUCCCGAGCAAGCUAGCGGAGACCAAAAGAGAACUAUUAGAAGGCUUUCCAGUGGUUUCUUCUUGAGCGGAGAGGUCUUGUACAAACUCCAGAUCUCAACCUUUUAA
Messenger RNA from Nicotiana tabacum (common tobacco), 432 nucleotides. RefSeq lists its product as uncharacterized. Gene Ontology annotation, molecular function: nucleic acid binding; RNA-DNA hybrid ribonuclease activity. NCBI's taxonomy places the organism in Eukaryota, Viridiplantae, Streptophyta, Magnoliopsida, Solanales, Solanaceae. The record is from RefSeq and is a predicted model, not a curated record.